This is a messenger RNA of Striga asiatica, 696 nucleotides long. The record is from the annotation of a GenBank genome assembly. Lineage: Eukaryota; Viridiplantae; Streptophyta; Magnoliopsida; Lamiales; Orobanchaceae.
AUGCCGAAUGCGGCAGCUACGGUUCCCGCCUUAUGGAGCUUCAGUAAAUUAAAAUACCUUAGAAAACUUGUCUUUAGCCACGUCGCCCCUCUUCUGGAGGGCACCAAGGUUCCCAUCAGGCAAAUCCUGGCCCAGCGUAAGAACCAUGACGCCCACAAUCACGUGCAGCCAGCCAGGCACCAUGAACGCAAUCCUCCACGCAGUAAACGGCGUGGCCCCCGCCAGCUUGAUCACGCGGUAAAGCAACGGCAUGAGGAGUUGGGUGAGGCCUCCGCCCAUGUCCCCCCACCCCGCGGCCACCGCAUUAACUGUCCCGAUAACAGGCCCCGCGAACAUAACGCUGGUCCAGUAGCUGCACGACACGAACGUUGCGAGGGACACGCCGAUCAUGAAGCGGAUGGCCACAUAGCCGCCCGCGCCCAACACGACCGGCGCCGCGAGGAGGUUGACGAGGGCGCAGCCGUAGCGCGGGCCCGCGAGGUCGCACGCGAAGCCCAUGACGAGGCGCGAGAAGAUGCUCCCCGAGACGGAGGCCACGCCGGCCGCGCCCACGUCCGCGCGGGCGAGGCCGAGGUUGUCGCGGAUGACGGGGACGAGAGGGGCCGCGGCGAACGUGGAGAUGAGGCAGGUGCAGAAGGAGAGCCAGGCGAGGUGGAAGGAACGCAUGUGGGGUUUGGCGAAGGAGAGGACUUUUAG